Molecule: messenger RNA, 1058 nt
Organism: Argiope bruennichi
Lineage: Eukaryota; Metazoa; Arthropoda; Arachnida; Araneae; Araneidae
Product: S-antigen protein-like
Exons: 4
Coding region: 153-671 (172 amino acids)
Source: RefSeq, a predicted model, not a curated record
AGCGCGGAUUCCGCUAUUUCAGAUCUCGAAAUUUUCGUCUGACGCCAGUCAUACAGAAGCAGACGAUUUUCACAUCAUUGCCAGCUGUCUCUUGCCAAAUAUCGUCUUCACUGUAGAUUUUCCAUUUCCUUAACAAGCAGAUCAUUUCAGUGAUGGCAUUCAGUCGGCAAACUCUGUGGGUCGGAGCCUGUCUACCGAUGCUGCUUUUGUUCAUCCUAGCUACCCUGCACCCCUCAGUCUGCACGAGUAAUGAUUACUCCAUGGAUGUUCUCCGAGAACCUUCUACAGCGCUCUCUGACAACACAUUACGUCACAUCAUGCAAUUAAUCUCGCUAGAUCCAGAAGAUGCCUAUUCCCCAGAGUGGGCACAAGAUCGUCAAGAUAAGCGUCUGUCGGAAUUUCUAGGAGGACCUGGGAAAAGAGUUUCCGAAUUUCUUGGCGGACCUGGUAAAAGGAUCUCCGAAUUCCUCGGUGGUCCAGGCAAGCGAGUAUCCGAAUUCCUGGGCGGCCCCGGUAAAAGGUUAUCCGAAUUUCUCGGUGGCCCCGGCAAACGAUAUCCUGCUGGAAACGCCAUGCAUCAAGCACUGUCCAAAAGGGUGUCCGAAUUCCUGGGAGGCCCGGGAAAACGGUCCGACUACUAUGAUUUCCUGGAAAAUGCUGAAAAAAGAUAAGAAAUUCAGAAAUUUAAAACAAAAGUCCUCAUUGUUUCGAUCGAUAGACUUCAACAGUAGUACGUAGAGAAUGGGCCACUUCUGGAUUUUUGAUGCCACUAGACCGUCUGUCUCUUUUCUUUUUCGUCUUGUUUUGGAGAUGUUUUCGGACCCUUUAAACUCCCUCCCCCCCUGUCAAGUGUUCUAACUCAAAAGAGCCAUUCAAUGUUCAAAGCAUUGGAUAUUGAUAAAAAUGGAAUAAAAACAAUCCGUGUAAUAAAAUGAAAUGUUAAUGUGCCACGCCCUAAGUAAUAAUACAUAAAAUAUUUUAUGACUUCUGGCGUGUGUUGUAAUAAAAUACCUGUGUGAAUACUUACCUAGUAAUAAAGGAUUUCUUCCAAAAAGUAA